Periconia digitata is the source of this 2152-nucleotide messenger RNA. NCBI's taxonomy places the organism in Eukaryota, Fungi, Ascomycota, Dothideomycetes, Pleosporales, Periconiaceae. The record is from the annotation of a GenBank genome assembly.
CGUCGUCGACUCAUGCGCACCAUGAGCCGAAUCCUUGCGGGCAUCCAUAACGUGAACGAUUGAAUGGCAUGUUGGCCACAGUAUCGUGCGGCAUCGAAUUGGCGACCAAACCACGAAGUGAAUUGGUCUGGCCCCUCAUAUUCUCAUCUGACAAGUACUGGAAAAGACCUUGAAUAUAGCCCUUUAGAACUUCAGUAUUGUCCGGGAUCCCAGCAUGAUCGUACCCUGCCUGGUAUCCUUCCUGGUACGUUGUGGGAACGUGAUUAAUCGGUUUCGAGCUAUCAAGCAUGCAGUCCUCUUCGGUGGUACCGGUGCGUUUGACAAUAGUAUCCUUUUGACAAGUCUUUGUGUUCGGAAUUGUGGACUUCUGCGAGUCCAGUGCCGCGAGUGAAGCAGACUCUCGCAGGCCCGCAGGUGGUUGGCUCAUUACAGCCUGCUUCAAUGAUGAGAUAGAGGGCGGCUUGCCGAAAGCAUCUGACCAAGAAGGCAGUUUAGAGACUGCUUUGCUCGGACGCCCAGAUUUCUCUUCGUUCCAUGGACUUGCCGGCCAGGUCUUCUCGGGUGUUGAUGGCAGUGCUUGACUUCCCACGGAAGCCUCUGCGGCCUUUGGGGCAACCCUUGUGGACGAGUGUUCGUGUGUGUUGGUAGGGAAGAAGUCGGUUGUAUCAAUACUAGACAAGCUGGGUUGAUGAGACAAUGUCUGGUUUUCGUACUUGUCUGACUGAGAAGAUCCUUGAGCGCGCCAUGGAGAUUGUUUAGUGGGGGACGGAGACGGGAUGGUCAUGGCUUUUGCAGAAGACGGCUUCACAACGGGCUCAUAGGUUGGGCUCUUUGGGUCAAGCGUAGAAGUACCCUGUCUCUUGUUCUCUUCUUGAGGCUGCUUGAUCGCAAUGGCAUGAGAGCGGCGGCUGUGUGGACCUGGGGAGAGCGAUUUCGGCACCGAAGUUGGCACAAACGAAGCUGGCUCUGCGGGUUGCGUGCCAGGAUAGCCACCAAAUGAGGGCGGUGGAUACACCAUCAUGGGAGCGAACGGAGGAUUCACUGAGUAUCCAAACAUAGGCGAAGGCAAUGACUGCUGGAACUGCGGAGGAAAUGACGAAGGUAAUGCGGGUGCACUCGACGCCGAUGAUACCGGAUUGGCAAAGCCAUUCAGCUGAGUUCCAGAAACAUUGCUUUCCGCCGUCUCGAGAGCGGUGAUCUGUUUCCGCAGGCUGUCGAGCUCAAUGAUAAGGUUCCUCUUCUUCUCGAUUAUGCCCUGGCGCCACGAGUCCGGCUGAUGAUUGGCCUGGAGCACCUCAGUUUGCUCGAUGGUACGAAGCUCCUGUCUCUUCAUAUUUUGCUGUGCUUUCAGAGUGGGGAGGUCGAGGCCUGCAAGGGGUGUUUGUGAGCUUGCACGUGGUGGAGCCGUCGAGAGAUUGUUGAAGCUGUUUUGUGCAUUCAAGGUAGGAGCGGGUUGAAUUGGCUUAGCUGCUGGCUCGAGAUUUGCAAUGCCAGUAGACGGUGCAGUGCCUGCCGCAUCCAAGGCUGGAAGUGCGUACGCACGUUCGCCAAUGUACAGCACGGGCUGAUUCCCAACCAGCUCAAGGCGAGUGAUAGCGGCGGGGUCUGGACGCCGCUGGGUCGACAUGGUGCUACCGACCGUUGGUGCUCGCAAUGUUGGUGGUUUGUAAGUGUUAUUGGCGUAGCGAACGUUGACAAGCGGCGGGAGGUCACUUGGAACGAUACGACCUCCGGCUGUCACUCGUAUACCCGGAGGGCUACCGUGUUCUUUGAGGAGUCUCUCUGCUUUCCCCCUCUUGAUCGAAGGGGAUGGCGAAGGUCGUUUGUCGGGGGCCGCGGGGGUGAGUGCAGGUGUCAAAGACGCACGGGGGUCCCUCUCUGAGGCAGAACUGGCUAGUGUUGCUGACGUAGAAGGGCGCAAAACGUGUUCUUGGUAGAGAAAAAGAAUUAGCCGCCGAUUGUGAGGAUUUGCAGCGAAGUGACGAGGAUGUAGAGGAGACGGAAUGUGCGCGGAGGAGCCAAUCGACGUGGGAUUGACGAGCGAUGAGCGAUGAGCGCACAGAAAAAAUGACCCAUGAUUAAGGUGUGAGGAAGGGGAAGGUGAAAGUGAACGUGAAUACAAACGUGAACACGAGGAAGAGGAAAGUGAAGU